Molecule: messenger RNA, 1051 nt
Organism: Thrips palmi
Lineage: Eukaryota; Metazoa; Arthropoda; Insecta; Thysanoptera; Thripidae
Product: cancer-related nucleoside-triphosphatase homolog
Exons: 5
Coding region: 312-875 (187 amino acids)
Molecular function (GO): ATP hydrolysis activity
Source: RefSeq, a predicted model, not a curated record
GGCAACCUGGCGGAAACUCAACAUCUAGAUCUUUAGAAGACGUGAUCAGCUUCCUUUGAACGUUGUCACCUCCCUAUUCAAGAUUUUUCAAAAUACUUGUUCUGUGAAACAAUCUACUGUCUUGUACAUUUGAUGCAAUUAUUUCUAUUUGUUAGAGACAUUUUGUCUCAACGCAGACUAAAAAAACAUCCUUGUUUGGUAUAUUUUAUAAGUUUGUCAUUAGAUAAAAAAAAUCUGUUUAUUUGAACCUUUAAGCUGAAAUGUUCAUAUUAUUGUUGAGAUAAUACAUUUACUGCCAAUCAAAAGACAUCAUGGCACAUGGCUAUCAGCAUGUGUUUCUCACAGGGCCUCCUGGUAUUGGGAAAACUACAAUCAUUGAGAAAGUCUGUAAAGAACUCCGAUUAAAAAGCAUUUCCAUGAAAGGAUUUUUCACAGCAGAGCUGCGAGAAGAUGGGAAACGUGUUGGUUUUGACAUAAUAUCAUUGGAUGGAAAUAGGUGCCCAUUAGCAAGAAUUGGGAUUGACAGCGAGGGCACAGGACCUAAAGUUGGACAAUAUGUAGUCAAGUCGUUUGAGUCUGUUGCACUUCCCAUUCUACAGACAGAAAUGAGUCAUGUAACAGUUCUUGAUGAAGUUGGCAAAAUGGAACUCUUCAGUCAAAGAUUUGAACUUGCGGUCAAGAAUGUGUUUGCUACUAAUACUUCAAUUUUAGGAACAAUACCUCUGCAGAAAGGAAGGCCAAUACCUCUGGUUGAGUUUAUACGCACACACCCAUCUGUCAAACUCUUUACAGUUGACUACAAAAAUAGAGAUUCUGUACCCUACGAAAUUGUUAACCUCUUGGCAUCUGCUGGGGAGAGUCAUGGUAAACCAUAAAAAUAAGUGAUUUCUAAAGAAAUUAAAUUUAUUUCUUACCAGGAUUAUGCAGUCACUGCAUUGAUCACCACAAAUCACCCAUCUACUAUAGCUGUUGAUUAAAAUUUCCAUAAAAGAGUAGAAAAAGCCCAACAUGAUAUAUACUUUUAACUGCAUCAUUUCUUAUGUAAGUAAAA